AUGCUUCGUUUCUUUACACACGUGCUUCUUGGCGCCACCGCCAUUGUCUUCGCCGCUACUCCCCCGGGCUUCCGGCCGUCGACUGACAAAAGCUUGGCUGUCGCCUACGGAAACAUUUCGGCACUGAACGGCGUAGACUUGCCUCAAGCCUUAACUCGGAAUGAGCCCAUCUUUGGUACCACUGAACCUCUUGUAGGCACGAGCUUCACGAUCAUCAUGGUUGAUAUUGACAUUCCGACCGAAAACCCUCCCGCCACGGACACUUACCUGCAUUGGUUUCGGACGGGUUUUGUCCAGGACUCAUCUCCUACUUUGUUGAGUCUCAACAAUGGCUCUGCUUAUUCUAUCUACCAAUUCCGAUCAAAUCACGGUGAUCAGGCGCACUACGUUAGCCCGGCACCGCCGGCUAAAACCCCUCUCCGGCACCGAUAUGUUGAGAUCCUGGUCGAUACUUCCAACAUCUCGGGGGAGGCUGCAACCAUUAUGGGGGGUGUCGCGUCGUUGAAUCGUAAGGGUGUCAAUGUGGAGGGUAUCUUAACGCAGGCGGGGUUGAUUGAUAAGGUUGUGGCCGGUAACUGGUUCACAAUCACCAAUCCUGGGCCAGAGGAGAACUCCUGA
Colletotrichum truncatum is the source of this 618-nucleotide messenger RNA. RefSeq lists its product as uncharacterized. NCBI's taxonomy places the organism in Eukaryota, Fungi, Ascomycota, Sordariomycetes, Glomerellales, Glomerellaceae. Gene Ontology annotation, molecular function: phospholipid binding; peptidase inhibitor activity. The record is from RefSeq and is a predicted model, not a curated record. Gene Ontology annotation, biological process: regulation of proteolysis; regulation of Ras protein signal transduction.